GCCUAGGAACAUUUGACUUUACCAGCACAUUUAUAAAAGUGGUACAACUUAUCCCUUUAUCGCUUGUUUCUCCUAAAGUCCGUACUCUGCGCUUAAUCAGCAUGCAGGUCGAAAGUCUCAAAAACCUUCAAACCAAAAUUAGAAGUGAUGAAAGAAAUCACUCACUAACAAAAAAACACCUAACUGAUGACAUUGUCAACAAAUAUCAAUCGACAAAAACAAGCUUGGGUGGGACUCUCGCCCAAUGUGUGAAUACAAAUGCUCACAACCCUGGAGCUCUGUUGCCAAGAGCAUGCGAUUUGAAUGCUUACGAAACCUUCAGAGACUUUUUCGAUGCUGUGAUUGCUGAUUACCAUAAGGUGCCAGGUGGUAAAAUACAACAUCCUAAGUCAAACUUUGGUGAUUUCAAGAAUCUAUCGUUUUCGGAUUUGAAUACUUACGGAAACUUAGUUGUAUCGACUAGAGUUCGCCUAGGCAGAACAGUUGAAGGAUUUGGUUUUGGUCCAACCUUAACCAAAGAGUCUCGAAUUGAGCUGGAAAAGAAAAUCUCCACUGCUCUAACCAACCUAUCUGGUGAAUAUGCAGGGACUUAUUACCCAUUAACGGGAAUGUCAGAAGAAGAUAGAGUCAAACUAGUGAACGAUCAUUUUCUUUUCAGAAACGAUGACAGUGUUCUAAGAGAUGCUGGUGGAUACAUUGACUGGCCAACAGGUCGUGGUAUAUUCAUAAACAAAGAAAAGAACUUUUUGGUCUGGAUCAACGAAGAGGAUCACAUUCGCGUCAUUUCAAUGCAAAAGGGUGGUGAUCUAGUUGCAGUCUAUAAACGACUGGCUGGUGCAAUAGAAGAACUUUCCAAGACACUGAAGUUCUCGGUCAGUGAUCGCUUCGGGUUUAUCACGUUCUGUCCAUCUAAUUUGGGUACUACUCUAAGAGCCAGUGUACAUGCGAAAAUCCCUUUGCUUGCCUCAUUACCGAAUUUCAAGGAAAUUUGUGAAAAACAUGGUAUACAACCUCGUGGUACUCAUGGAGAACAUACUGAGUCAGUUGGUGGUAUUUAUGAUUUGAGCAAUAAACGUCGUCUUGGUCUUACUGAGAUGGAUGCUGUUACAGAAAUGCAUUCUGGUGUUCGAGCCUUGCUUGAACUUGAAGUUAUGUUACAAGAAUACAACAAGGGAGCUCCAGAGGGUGUUAUGGCAGUUGAACCACUAACUUAUCUGGCCAAACUGCUAGAAGGUGCUCCGAUUGAAAAAUGUUAUACUCGCAAAUAUUUGACACCUGAAAUAAUCAAAAAAUAUGAUGGAAAACGAACAACUCACGGUGCUACCCUCGCGCACAUGAUACGUAAUUGUGCAUACAACAAUCGUUCAAUAUGUCCACGAACCGGUGAAGCUGAAUGUUACUCGACGUUCAUUGAUUACUUGGAUCCAUUGAUCUGUGAUUAUCACAGUGUGAAAGAUCCUGCAUUUAAACAUCCUGCGCCUACAUUUGGUGAUUUGUCAAAACUUCCAUUUGGUAACCUAGAUCCAUCUGGUAAAUUUAUUGUCUCUACACGUGUCCGUGUUGGUCGUAGUGUUGAAGGCUUUUUGUUCCCAACAAUUAUGAGCAAAAAUGAUCGUAUAAAAUUAGAGCAAGUUAUUUCCGGCGCAUUGAAAGGACUUACUGGAGAACAUGCUGGGACUUACUAUCCAUUAACUAAUAUGAAAGAGGAAGAUAGAAAACAACUGGUGGAAGACCAUUUCUUGUUUAAAAAUGACGAUCCUGUUUUACGUGAUGCCGGCGGAUAUCGUGAUUGGCCUGUUGGACGUGGAAUUUUCCAUAAUAAUUCAAAGACUUUUCUUGUAUGGGUUUGCGAAGAAGAUCACAUGAGAAUUAUCUCAAUGCAACAAGGCGGAGACUUAGCUGCUGUUUAUAAGCGCUUAAUUGAGGGAAUUAAUGCCAUCGGAAAGAGUAUGAAGUUUGCACACAGUGAGAAAUAUGGUUACAUAACUUGUUGUCCAUCAAACUUGGGCACAUCAAUGCGUGCCAGCGUAUUAUUAAAGAUACCAAAACUUAGUGCUCAACAGAAGAAACUGGAUGAGAUUUGUGCAAAGUACAUGCUUCAAGCAAGAGGUCUCUACGGUGAACACACUGAAUCACCUGAUGGUACAUAUGAUAUCAGUAAUAAACGUCGCCUUGGUUUAACUGAAUUACAAGCAGCUCAUGAAAUGGCAGAAGGUGUUGCAAAAAUGAUUGAAAUUGAAAAAGGAUUAUAAAUAAUGCAUAACUUCAUUUAGACAAUAGUUUCCUUUGUUAGAUCAAUGGUCAUUUACUACUGUACUAUCCUGUUGUCACAAAUUUUUUUUUACCUCCCUGUUUUCCUUUCACCUUUUAUUUUUCAGAUGUUUAAAUAUUAGUGUUUUUUUAGUCUGAAUAAAGGAAUUUAUUAUGAAUUAUGCAUUUCAGUUUGGUAAUUGUUCAUAAUACCUAAUAAGUUGGUUGAUAUUGUCAAAGUAGAUUUUGAAAUUGUACGAAUAGUUCCCGAAGAGUUUCAAAUGUAUUCGAUUUUAUAAAUCAUGAGUCAGCAUAUUGUGAUUUGAAUAUUUUUUAAACAUUGUGAGAGCAUUGUCAAACAAUACAUUCACUGAAG
This is a messenger RNA of Schistosoma turkestanicum, 2626 nucleotides long. The record is from the annotation of a GenBank genome assembly. NCBI's taxonomy places the organism in Eukaryota, Metazoa, Platyhelminthes, Trematoda, Strigeidida, Schistosomatidae.